This is a messenger RNA of Anarrhichthys ocellatus (wolf-eel), 4350 nucleotides long. It is a transcript of the gene nolc1, whose product is annotated as nucleolar and coiled-body phosphoprotein 1. The transcript has 14 exons. Bases 52 to 3534 code for a protein of 1160 amino acids. Gene Ontology annotation, cellular component: nucleolus; nucleoplasm. Gene Ontology annotation, molecular function: protein binding. NCBI's taxonomy places the organism in Eukaryota, Metazoa, Chordata, Actinopteri, Perciformes, Anarhichadidae. The record is from RefSeq and is a predicted model, not a curated record.
ACAUGCUCACAUGUUCCGUUCACUUCCUUUCCUUCCAGGAGCGUGUUGAAGAUGGCGGAACAAAACGCGAAGCCGAGUGAUCUUUACAAAUGCGUAUAUUCAUUCCUGCUGGAGAACAAGUUCACAAAGGCGGCUCAGCAGUUUCUGAAACAGACUAAAGUGACUCAUCAAGAUCAAAAUGACGAGAGCCUCCUCAACAUCUACGACUUCUGGGUGAAGUCGCCCGAAGCCAGGAAACGAAAGGUGCCUCCUAACAAGGGUAAAGCUGCAAGCGGUCCGUCAGCCAAGAAAGCAAAAACCAGUGCAGAGAGCUCCAGCAGCGAGGAUGAAGAAGCUGUUGCGAAACCAACCAAUGCAGCCCCUGCAGCAGCCAAGGCCGUGCCUGCUAAAGCAGCAGCAGCUAGUAAAGCUAGUAAAGCUAGUAAAGCUGCAUCCAGCAGCAGUGAAGACUCCAGUGACUCUGAAGAGAAGGCUCCUGCAAAGACACCUGCAAAAGCUCCUGUGAAGUCGCCUGCUGCAGUAAGGAAGAAAGACAGCAGCUCUAGCAGUGAAGAAUCCGAUUCUGAGGUUGAGCAGCCCGCCAAACCCUCUACACCGAAACCCAAGGCUGGUUCCGUCACAACACCCAAACCAGCCGUUCCUGCUAAAGUUGCUGCUCAGAAAAAGCCGGCGAGCAGCGAAGAUAGUUCCUCAGAUUCUGAAGAUGAAGAACCAGCCAAGGCUCCAGCCAAACCUGCCCCAGUAAAGACUGCUGCUAAAUCGAGCAGUGAAGACUCUUCAUCUGAAGACGAGGCUCCGCCCAGCAAAAAAACAAAAGCAGGAGCAUACAGUGCAGUCCCACCUCCUGCUUCAGUCCAGAAGGCACCAGCAGCCAGGAAGGCCAAGGACAGCGACUCGUCAGACAGCAGUGACGAGGAAGAAGAGAAAAAAGUAGCCGCAAAACCUGCACCGGCAAAAACCCCGGCUGCCAAAGCGGUGGUGCCCAAACCCGCUGCAAAGAAGCAGGAGUCUGAGAGCUCAGAUUCAAGCUCCGAUGAAGAGGUGGCAAAGAAGCCUCCAGCCAAAGUCACCCUAGCUAAAGCUGUCCCAGCGAAGCCUGCCGCAGCCAAGGCUGCACCUGCUGAAGAGGAAGACUCCUCAAGUUCAGAGGACGAAGAGGAGGUGAAGAAGCCUGCGGCGAAGGUGACUCCUGCUAAAGCUGCUCCAGCUAAACCUGUUGCAGCUAAAGUCACACCGGCUAAAGAAUCCUCCUCAGAAGACGAUUCCAGUUCAGAGGAGGAGACGAUGGCAAAAAAGCCUGCAGCUAAGCCUGCAGCUAAGCCUGCAGCUAAGCCUGCCCCGGCCAAGACUACCCCAGCUAAAAAAGACGAGUCCUCGAGCUCAGAUGGCAGUUCUGAAGAUGAGGCUCCUGUGAAAGCCAAGCCUGUAGCUAAGCCAGCAUCUAAACCAUCUACCCCGGCAUCAAAGCCUGCUACUCCUGCAGCAAAGCCUGCUGCAGCAGAAAGCAGCUCAGACUCUGACUCCUCUUCUGAAGAUGAAGAACCAGCAGUCAAGGCUAAACCUGCUGUAGCUAAACCAGCUACACCGACAUCAAAGGCUGCAAAGCCUGCUACUCCUGCAGCAAAGCCUGCUGCAGCAGAAAGCAGCUCAGACUCUGACUCUUCUGAGGACGAGGAAGAACCAACAGUCAAGGCUAAACCUGCUGUAGCUAAGCCUACAUCAAAGCCUGCUCCUCCUACAUCAAAGCCUGCUACUCCUGCGGCAAAGGCUGCUGCAGCAGCAGAAAGCAGCUCAGACUCUGACUCUUCUGAGGACGAGGAAGAACCAGCAGUCAAGGCUAAACCUGCUGUAGCUAAGCCUACAUCAAAGCCUGCUACUCCUACAUCAAAGCCUGCUACUCCUGCGGCAAAGGCUGCUGCUGCAGCAGCAGAAAGCAGCUCGGACUCUGACUCUUCUGAGGACGAGGAAGAACUAGCAGUCAAGGCUAAACCUGCUGUAGCUAAGCCUACAUCUAAGCCUACAUCAAAGCCUGCUACUCCUGCGGCAAAGGCUGCUGCUGCAGCAGCAGAAAGCAGCUCGGACUCUGACUCUUCUGAGGACGAGGAAGAACCAGCAGUCAAGGCUAAACCUGCUGUAGCUAAGCCUACAUCAAAGCCUGCUAAGCCUACAUCAAAGCCUGCUAAGCCUACAUCAAAGCCUGCUGCUCCUGCGGCAAAGCCUGCUGCAGCAGAAAGCAGCUCAGACUCUGACUCCUCUUCUGAAGAUGAAGCAGCAGUCAAAGCUAAACCUGCAGCUAAACCUGCUACACCGGCAUCAAAGCCUGCUACUCCUGCAGCAAAGCUUGCAGCAGAAAGCAGCUCAGACUCUGACUCCUCUUCUGAAGAUGAAGCAGCAGUCAAAGCUAAGCCUGUAGCAGCUAAACCAGCUACACCUGCAUCAAAGCCUGCUACUCCUGCGGCAAAGCCUGCUGCAGCAGAGAGCAGCUCUGACUCCUCUUCUGAAGAUGAAGCAGCAGUCAAAGCUAAGCCUGCAGCAGCUAAACCAGCUACAUCGGCAUCAAAGCCCGCUACUCCUGCGGCAAAGCCUGCUGCAGCAGAAAGCAGCUCAGACUCUGACUCCUCUGACGAGGAAGAACCAGUGAAAGCCAAGCCAGCAGCUAAAUCUGCUACCCCGGUCACAAAGCCUGCUGCAAAGCCUGCUGCAGCAGCAGAGGGCAGCUCUGACUCUGACAGCUCAGAAUCUGAGAAUGAGGCAGCCAAACCUGCAGUCAAGAAACCAGCAGCAGCAGUGGCCCCUGCUGGCACGCCCAAAGCCACAAAGGCAGCUGCAGCUGCAACCAAGAAGGCUGAGGAUAGCAGCUCGGACAGCUCGGACUCUGAGACGGAGACCAAGUCCACCCCUGCUAAGCCUGCGGUCGCCAACGGAAAGACGGCAACACCCAAGGCAACAACACCAAGGACCCCAAAAAAGCCAGCAGAGUCGUCAUCCAGUGACGGCAGCUCUGACGAGGAAGAAGAGGCCAGCAAAAGUACCGUAAAACCCGCUACACCUGCCGCCACACCCAAGACGACCCCAGCUUCUAAACCUCAGGAGAGCAACAGUUCAUCAGAGGAGGAAGCACCAAAAAAAGCAGCCACAGCACCUAACACCCCUGCAGCAAAAUGUACCAAUGGAAAGAGAAAAAGAGAUGAAGAAUCCUCAGAAGGGGAAGAGGAAGAGACGGAAGUUAAGACGCCGAAAAACAAGAAAAUAACAACUACCCCACAAACGUUUCCUAAAGCCAAUAAGAAGACCUCCAACGUACCAUUCCGUAGAAUAAGAGAAGAAGAAGUAGCGGUGGAUCCCCGUCUGCAGGACAACUCUUUUGAUGCAAAGUACGGAGCCAACGGGGACUGGGGCCAGAAAGCCAACGAUGCGCUCAGGUUCACAAAAGGCAAGUCAUUCCGCCAUGAAAAGACGAAGAAGAAGAGGGGGAGCUACCGCGGCGGAGCCAUCUCCACCACAAUCAACUCCAUUAAGUUUGACAGUGACUAAGGACCGUCUCAGUCUGGACCUGGACUCUACUGUACCUGUGAUCAGGACUAUCCGUUGUCUGCUUCCUCCCUCCCCCCCCAUUGGUUUUGUCUCUGAUCUGAAGCAAGAGAGUGAUCAGUGAUUUCAGACUGUACUGGUAAAGGUUGAUGUCCAUGUGACACUACUACUUAUAGCCACUAGGUGGCUGCAGGCCACCUGUUAAUGGCAACAAUGCCAAUGUGCGUUGGGCCCUUUUUUUUUUUUUUUUUUUUUUUUGUGCCUCUUUUGACUUUGUUAACCUGUACUUUAUUCUCAAAUGCUGAAUGUCUUCUCGUUUCUUUCACAUUUAUCUACGUAUGAAUGACAGCCAUGCAUCCCACCUGGUUCUUUAUUAUGCGGUAACAAAAGGCUAUUUUAAAUGGAUAACAUGUUCUUCAGGUUUGUUUGGUUUGUCAAUUUUUUAUUUGGCCACAUGUGAGUGGAGAGGGUUCUGUGCUCCGUUUUGUUUCCUCUUUACAUUACACCAACAUUUAAAGGAGUAGAACUGAGUUUUAUACUGUGUAUUUAUUACGGUUUAUUCCAUUUCAAUGUUUAGGACCUCGGGUGGUCUUUUCCUCAAGCCAUUUUGCUUUGAAACUAUUGUUUCUUUUGAUAAGAUACCUCUUUCAAGCCCUCCCCAAUCUGUUCAUCAGUGGUAUCAAAUUUAUUCUUCACCAACAUAGUCGAGAGUCUUGUGUUUCAGUUAUUUGAAUGUCCUGUAUGAACUGUUAUAUUUUAUUAAUUGUUGUAGCUGUAAUUAAAACGGAAAAGAUUAAAUGGUGUGGUUGGAAGACUUUU